Seminavis robusta is the source of this 630-nucleotide messenger RNA. The record is from the annotation of a GenBank genome assembly. NCBI's taxonomy places the organism in Eukaryota, Bacillariophyta, Bacillariophyceae, Naviculales, Naviculaceae.
AUGCCCGAACCAGAUUUACCACCAGUCGUACUGGACGCCACGGUCUUGGGCGGACAUGAUUCUGUGUCGAAUUUUUUUGACGAGUAUCUCCCGGAUUUGCCGGAUGCGGCCCGAGAACGACUCGAACGGGAGUAUCAAUUGGAUGAGUACACGCCCGUGUCAUUGCCGGGGAUCCUCCGGGCCAUUCGAAUCUACGAUCAAGCCGUGGCCACGGCACAAGCGGCACUACUGCCCGACAACAAUAGCAGGGAAAUUGCGCAAACCGUGGCCAAAUUCUUGUGCAACGAUUUGUUUGCACUGAUACGAGACGAGGAAGAACGUCGUCGGGCCUACGAAGGAGCGGUGGCGGAUAGUAGUAAUGGCGAGUAUUCCAACAUUACCGGUCCCCAGUUGGGGGAAAUUGUUGUCCUGCUGCUCAAUGGCACCAUUUCCACGACCAUGGCCAAAAAGUUACUGGCUUUGUUGUAUCAAGAGGAACUGGGCCAAAGUCCUUCGGAAGUGGCAAAACGACACGGCCUACAACUGAUAUCGGACCGCCAGACAUUAGAACGAUUGUGUCACGAGACUCUGGAACAAAAUCCGGAACAACUGGAGCAAUAUCGCAGAGGGGGGAAGCACGCACAAAGAUGA